AUGGAUUUCUCUCGUAUUCUUGCGGCUAAUAUCGACGGCCGCACCCAAAACACCCGAUAUCGCCAGACGCAAUUCUACCGAUUGCAAACAAAUCUUGCUCAACAUGUUUCUGAAAUUCAAGACGCCAUCCGCGCCGACUCCGGGCAUACGCGCGAGGAGAUUCGCGCGGAGGUACUCUUUGCUCUGCGGGAGAUUCGCACGCACUAUUUGUCAUUAAGUCUGGAGAAAGAUCUUGAGAAAGAAUACCGCAUUGCCAAUGGCAAGGACAGCCAAGAUGCCUCGCGUGGCACAGGCAUUGUCUAUAUCGAGCCUUGCACACAUACCUUGUUCUUCUCAGUCAUAUCUGCGCUGAGUGCAGCUCUUGCAGCAGGGAACUGUGUGAUUGUCGAGCUUCCUCAAAAUACUAUGGCUCUGCCGGCUCUCCUGCGCAGACUUCUUCUGGAUGUAUUGGACCACGACACAUUUGCCAUAACAGCACAACGACCCGAUGCCGCAGUUCUGAGCAAAGUUCUUAUGGUCAUGCAAAAUGACUCUGCCGAUGCUACCAACGGACUUAUCUCGCCCGCAGGGGCCAGGACGGUUGCUGUCGUUGACCGCACGGGCAAUAUUUCCGAAGCUGCGGAGGCUCUGGUAGCUGCCCGUUUUGCUCUGGAUGGACGCUCGCCCUACUCUCCGGAUGUGGUCUUUGUGCACGAGUUUGCCAUGAAACCUUUUAUGGGGGCCGCAAUUCAACAUGCCUCGAAAUAUCUAGCUGGAGAGAAUGGAGAUUUGAGACAAACUCCCUCCUCUCCGAGACGAUCAACUUCUAGUACUUUGUUGAACUCAAUUCGCAAAGACAGGGGUUCUCAAGUGUUAGUUUCAGGAGAUAACUGGGGGUUGGUCGAAGUUCGGGACCGGAAAUCGCCUUUGCUCCAGCGCAAGAUUGAUGAGAAAGUCUUGCUGGUUCACGCGGUCACCAGCUUAGAUGAUGCCAUCGAUACCAAUUUCAAUGAAACGCUAGCAGCGACUUAUGCCUUUGCCUCUCCAGCUUCAGCGAAGUAUUUGACCCAGUUUAUCGACGCCCAUAUCUCGUGGGUGAACCAUGUACCAAGCCACAUGCUCAUCGGUCCUGCCCUUCCAGCAGACACGCCUGCUGAUGCCCAAACCCGAUAUUCCAAAUCACAGUUCGAGCUUUCGCGACCUCAAUUGAUUAUCCCAUCCGCAAACUCGAAUGCUGUUCAGACCAUUUUGCGUGACAUCAAUUCGACGAAAGCAAACGCCCUGUGGCAGGAAGCUCUUGCCCCGCUCCCAUCAACAAAGCAGCGACAAGGAUUCAAGAUUGGAUUCUUUGAACAAGGAAUUAUUACAGGCGGGCUGAUUACUUUAGCAUCGCUCGUGGCGACUGUAACGACUCUGGGGUACUAUACAUUACUUUACGUGCGGACUCGAGGGUAG
Molecule: messenger RNA, 1434 nt
Organism: Penicillium lagena
Lineage: Eukaryota; Fungi; Ascomycota; Eurotiomycetes; Eurotiales; Aspergillaceae
Exons: 5
Coding region: 1-1434 (477 amino acids)
Molecular function (GO): oxidoreductase activity, acting on the aldehyde or oxo group of donors, NAD or NADP as acceptor
Source: RefSeq, a predicted model, not a curated record